Hypanus sabinus (Atlantic stingray) is the source of this 3122-nucleotide messenger RNA. RefSeq names its product zinc finger protein 271-like. The transcript is spliced from 5 exons. The record is from RefSeq and is a predicted model, not a curated record. NCBI's taxonomy places the organism in Eukaryota, Metazoa, Chordata, Chondrichthyes, Myliobatiformes, Dasyatidae. The annotation marks the transcript as partial.
ACCUGCUCAGAAUGUGGGGAAGGAUUCACUGAUUCAUCCAGCAGACAGAAACAUCAGCGAGUUCAUACCAGGCAGCGGCUGUUCACCUGCUCAGACUGUGGGAAGGGAUUCACUUACUCAUCUAAUCUGAAGAUACAUCAGCGCGUUCACACUGGUGAGAGGCUGUUCACCUGCUCAGUCUGUGGGAAGGGAUUCAUUCAGUCAUCCAAACUACUGAGUCAUCAGCGAGUUCACACUGGGGAGAAGCCGUUCACCUGCUCAGACUGUGGGAAGGGAUUCAUUCAGUCAUCCAAACUACUGAGUCAUCAGCGAGUUCACACUGGGGAGAAGCCGUUCACCUGCUCAGUCUGUGGGAAGGGAUUCACUCAGUCAUCUACCCUACUGGUACAUCAGCGAGUUCACACUGGGGAGAAGCCGUUCACCUGCUCAGAAUGUGGGAAGAGAUUCACUCGGUCAUCCCACCUACUUGAACACCUGCGAGUUCACACUGGGGAGAAGCCAUUCUCCUGCUCAGAAUGUGGGAAGGGAUUCACUCAGUCAUCUACCCUACUGGUACAUCAUCGAGUUCACACUGGGGAGAAGAGGGAAUCAAACAUGGCUGACCAAGCUAUUGGGAAAUCAGUUGAGCAACUCAAGCAAGAGAGAAUGACAGCAAAAAGAUUGUUUUCUCGUCUGGCCGACAGCAUUACCAGGACCUAUGAAGACAUGUCUGAAGAGGAGCUCAGAGUGAGUUUCAAUAAGCUCACAAUAGAAGCCGAGAAACUCAUGGAAGCCAAUGACGAUGCGGAGGCCGGACUCACCGCAGAACGGGAGGUGGAGCUGAACAUAGAGAAAGUAGCUGUGUUAACUGAACAGCAAAAAGCCGAGCUGGCAAAGACGUCAUUUGACCUAAUGGCUCACCAGCGAGUUCACACCAGGGAGCGGCCAUUCACCUGCUCAGUCUGUGAUAAGAGAUUCACUCACUCUUCCACCCUAUGGAAACACCAGCGCGUUCAUACUGGGGAGAAGCCAUACAUCUGCUCAGUCUGUGGGAAGAGAUUCACUGAGUCAUCCACCCUACUGGUACAUCAGCGAGUUCACACUGGGGAGAAGCCGUUCACCUGCUCUGUCUGUGGGAAGGGAUUUACUCGGUUAUCCCACCUACAGAGUCACGAGCGAGUUCACACUGGGGAGAGGCCUUUCACCUGCUCAAAAUGUGGAAAAGGAUUCACUGAUCCAUCCAACCUACAGAGACAUCAACGAGUUCACACUGGGGAGAAGCCAUUCACCUGCUCAGAAUGUGGGAAAGAAUUCACUGAGUUAUCCAACCUGCAGAGUCACCAGCGAGUUCACACUGGGGAGAAGCUGUUCACCUGCUCAGAAUGUGGGAAAGGAUUCACUGAUUCAUCCACCCUACAGAGUCAUCAGCGAGUUCACACUGGAGAGAAGCCGUUCACCUGCUCAGAAUGUGGGAAAGGGUUCACUCAUUUAUCCAACCUACGGAGACACCAGAGAGUUCACACUGGGGAGAAGCCAUUUACCUGCUCAGAAUGUGGUAAAGGAUUCAGUGAAUCAUCCACCCUACUGGUACAUCAGCGAGUUCACACUGGGGAGAAGCCGUUCACCUGCUCAGAAUGUGGGAAAGGAUUUACUGCUUCAUCUGCCCUGCAUAGUCACCAGCGCGUUCACACUGGGCAGAAGCCUUUCACCUGCUCAGUCUGUGGGAAAGGAUUCACUCGGUCAUCCAACCUACAGAGUCAUCAGCAAGUUCACACUGGAGAGAGGCCGUUCACCUGCUCAGUCUGUGGGAAGAGAUUCUCUCAUUCAUCCACCCUACAGAAUCAUCAGCGAGUUCACACUGGGGAGAAGCCAUUCACCUGCUCAGUCUGUGGGAAGAGAUUCACUCAGUCAUCCCAAGUACAGAGUCAUCUGCGAGUUCACACUGGGGAGAAGCCGUUCACCUGUUCAGAAUGUGGGAAGGGAUUUACUCAGUUAUCCCAACUACUGAGUCAUCAGCGAGUUCACACUGGGGAGAAGCCGUUCACCUGCUCAGAAUGUGGGAAGGGAUUUGCACAGUCAUCCCAACUACUGAGUCAUCAGCGAGUUCAUACUGAUGAGAGACCAUUCCCCUGCUCAGUCUGUGGAAAGAGAUUCACACAUUCAUCCACCCUACAGAGACACCAACGAGUUCACACUGGGGAGAAGCCAUUCACCUGCUCAGUCUGUGGGAAGAGAUUCACUCGGUCAUCUGACCUACAGAGUCAUCAUCGAAUUCACACUGGGAAGAAGCCGUUCACUUGCUCAGAAUGUGGGAAGAGAUUCACUCAUUCAUCCACCCUACAGAAUCACCAGCGAGUUCACACUGGGGAGAGGGCAUUCCCCUGCUCAGUAUGUGGGAAGAGAUUCACUCGCUCUUCCACCCUGCAGAGACAUCAGCAAGUUCACAAUGGGGAGUGGCCAUUUAAAAUAGAAAUUUGUGGAGAAGGAUUCACUCGGUCAUCUGAUCUAAUGGCUCACCAGCUAGUUCACUACGGGGAGAGGCCUUUCACCUGCUCGGACUGUGGGAAGAGAUUCAUUCAGUCAUCCACCCUACUGGUACAUCAGCGAGUUCACACUGGAGAGAAGCCGUUCACCUGCUCGGACUGCGGGAAGAGAUUCACUCAGUUAACCCACCUACAGAGUCAUCAGCGAGUUCACACGGGGGAGAGGCCAUUCACCUGCUCAGAAUGUGGGAAAGGAUUCACUGAGUUAUCCAGCCUACAGAGACAUCAGCGAGUUCACACUGGGGAGAAGCCAUUCACCUGCUCAGAAUGUGGGAGGAGAUUCACUCAGUCAUCCACUCUACUGAGACAUCAGGGAGUUCACACUGGGGAGAAGCCAUUCACCUGCUCAGAAUGUGGGAAGAGAUUCAGUCAGUCAUCCACCCUACAGAGUCAUCAGCGAGUUCACACUGGAGAGAAACCAUUCACCUGCUCAGUCUGUGGGAAGAGAUUCACUCACUGUUCCAGCUUACAGAGACAUCGGCAAGUUCACACUGGGGAGAGGCCAUUCAUCUGCUGAGAAUGUGGGAAGGGAUUCAGUCCCCAACUACUGGCACACCAGUCAGUUCACAAUGGGGAGUGGCCUUUGUUAUGAAUCUCUAG